Ceutorhynchus assimilis (cabbage seed weevil) is the source of this 1305-nucleotide messenger RNA. The record is from the annotation of a GenBank genome assembly. NCBI's taxonomy places the organism in Eukaryota, Metazoa, Arthropoda, Insecta, Coleoptera, Curculionidae.
AUGCAUGACCACUGUACCAACACACCAGCACGCUUUGGUGGCAUUGAAAAAGUGUUCGGGAGUGACUGGAACAGUACUGGCGUUAAACUGUAUCUCAAAGUUCCGGAAAUAAGCCGCGUAUCUGAACUCGAAACAGAGAUAUGCCGAGCUGUAGUCUGGCCACGGCCUGCGACGUACGGCGAUGUGUGUGCGUUGUAUGGGGACCACAUUCUAAAACGCUAUGGCAGUGGUGCGACUGUUGUAUUCGACGGGUACAAGCAUAGUGAACUCACUCCAAAGGGCGAAGAGCAGCGACGAAGGUCGUCAGGGAAAACUUCGCCUACACUUGUGAAUCUGCAGCUGGACCAGCUGACGUGCACAGCACAGACGAAUUUUCUUGGGAACGGAGAAAACAAGGAAAUCCUUCUUGCAAUGUUGAGGCCAGUGUUGGAGGGUGCUGGACUGACGGUGCUGCAAGCCAGUGGAGACGCAGACCAGCUGAUUGUAGCAACUGCACUUCAGUUGUCAGUCACACAAAAAUCAGUUGUCGUGACUGCAACAGACACCGAUAUCUUCGCCAUGCUCAUCCAGAGAUAUUCUUCAGAAUACGAUGUCUAUAUGCUGAUGCCUGGAGUAAGUGGCAGGUCUGAUAAAGUCCAUAACAUUCGUUCAGUGCAAUCGAGUCUCGGUGCAGUCAAGAACGUACUUCUAUUUGCACAUGCAAUGACCGGAUCUGAUACCACAUCUGCGUUAUUCGGCAAAGGCAAAACAGCAUUACUUAACCUUCUGAUGAAAAAUGAAGAGCUGAUGUCAGAAGUGCAGCUGUUUAACUCACAGGGAGCGGAGAUUGAAGCACUUGUGUCGCUAGGAGAGCGAACUAUCUGCGCUCUGUACGGUGUGCUCGAAAGCCAGACGCUCCUAGGCGUGCGCCACAGCAUCUUCACUAGGCCAACGGCCAGGAAAGAUCUCACCCCGGAGUUGAAGUUAAAACUCAUGCUACCCACGAGUGGGGCUGCACGCUACCAUACACUUCGCGUGUAUCUUCAGGUGCAGAAUUGGCUCGGGCACAAACUGGAUGCCAUACAGUUUGGCUGGCGAGAAGGUUUUGGUCGAUUGCUGCCAGUUAUUUCGGACGACCCUCCUGCUCCGGACAGCCUACUGAAACUUGUCAGAUGUGGCUGCACUACAGGCUGCAAUCAGAACUGUGGGUGCCGCCGGGCAGGUAUGCCCUGCAAGUCCUAUUGCGCAAGAUGUGAAGGCAACUGCACCAAUAACGAGCCUGUAGUUCUCGAUGACGCAGAAACAGACGCUGUGUGCUUAGUGUAA